Dictyostelium purpureum is the source of this 165-nucleotide messenger RNA. RefSeq lists its product as uncharacterized. NCBI's taxonomy places the organism in Eukaryota, Evosea, Eumycetozoa, Dictyosteliales, Dictyosteliaceae. The record is from RefSeq and is a predicted model, not a curated record. Bases 1 to 165 code for a protein of 54 amino acids. The transcript has a single exon.
AUGCAGAACAAAGAUGAAACUCAAGAGCUUUUAACAAAAUGUCAAAUUGAUUACUAUAAUGGUGAUAAAGAUAUUGUUGCAAAUUUAAAACGUUGUCAAAAAGAAAGAGAUAAAUUCAAGAAAGAUGAAAGUAAUGGGAUGGCUAUGGUCUCGCUUCGUGGAUAA